AUGAUGUUCAAAAUAUUAGUAGCCAAUCGAGGAGAGAUUGCCACUCGCAUAUUACGCUCUGCCUCUGAGCUCGGGUGGAAGACCGUAGCCAUCUACACCGAAAACGACACCAGUCAUGCAACCUACGCUGACGAAGCCGUCAAACUUGAAAGCGUCGUAGGUUUUCUCGACGUAGAUACCAUUGUCACUAUAGCCUAUAGUACAAACUGCACACAUGUGCACCCAGGUUACGGUUUCCUCUCUGAAUCUCCAAAGCUCCCCGUGGCACUGUCGCGACAGCAAGGCGGCGGCAAAUGUAUAGAAUUCAUCGGACCUUCACCAGAGGCACUCCGAAUUGCGUCUGACAAGAUGCUGUCCCGCGAACUUGCGACUCUGCUCGGUAUUCCCGUUUCCCCUGGGAGACACAUCUCUACCCCAGAGGAAAUACGUCAGUUUUCUCGGAAUUUAGGGCAUAGAUACCCAUUGAUCAUCAAAGCUCUCGAUGGAGGAGGUGGACGCGGAAUUCGUAUUGUAAACUCCGAGGAUGAGGUAGAGGAAGCUUUCCAAAGAUGCAUUGGAGAAAGUCCUUCCAAGCAAGCAUUCGUCGAAAAGGCACUGGCGGGUCCUGGCUGGAAGCAUGUAGAAGUACAGGUGAUAGGAGAUGGAACCAACGUCAACCAUUUCUGGGAAAGAGAGUGUAGUGUUCAGCGCCGUUUUCAAAAGCUUGUGGAGAUUGCUCCUUCACGCCUACCGCGAUCGGCAGUUCAACCUCUCAUCGAUGCUUCCUUAAAGAUGGCUCAACGACUGCAAUAUAAAGGCCUCGGUACAUUCGAAUUUCUCCUCAAUGCCCGAUCUCCUUCCGACUGGGUGUUUCUCGAAAUCAAUCCACGGAUCCAAGUCGAACACACUGUUACCGAGGAAAUAAAUGACAUCGAUCUCGUUCGUACACAACUUCUUCUUUUCUCUCCCUCUACACGCACGCUCGCUUCUCUCCGUUUCGACCGACCACCCACUUCACCGACGUCAUAUGCAAUUCAACUUCGUGUCAAUGCUGAGGAUCCAUCGAAAGGCUUUCAACUGGCGCCGGGGACAUUACUUCCGCAAGACGUGGUAUGGCCUCUAGGCAGGGGCAUCCGGGUUGACACCUGGCUUAGCAUAAGUCCCUCCGGUCAUUCACCAGACGCAAAGUUUAAUGUUGGCACCGAUUUCGACUCGCUACUCGCCAAGAUCAUUGUAAAGGGCGCGUCCUUUGAAGAAGCUACGCAGAGGGGCAUCCGUGCGUUACGAGAGCUCCGAGUCGGCGAUUCUAGCAAAGAAAUAAGCGGAUUCAAGUCAGUGAAAACCAACGCAGUUGUUUUGGCAGGUACUCUUAGUCAUUCCGAUUGGUUUGGGACGCACGGGGAGGUGGAUACACUGUGGUUGGAAAGGAAUUUGAGAGACGUGAUAGAACUGGGAGACAAAGUCCUGCCUCCAAAGGCAAUCGUUGGGUUGCAGAAACCGACGUCAGCCGGUGCUAUGAAUGGACAUGAAUCAGGCCCUUCUAGUGGGGCAGGUAGCGUCCUCCUUCAACCGGGAACCUUGUUCUCUCUUAUAAUGUCUCCCUCCGGACAAAGUGUGGGUGAAAGCUCUAGAACGGGUGGCACUGUCAAGCACUCGAUUACGAUCACCUCUAUUGAACGAAACGCGUUUCCUCAAGUUCUUUCUGGGACGUUUCUGUCAACUCUUCCAUCCCCCUUCGCGUCUGUUGACUCAUCGGGUCUGGGAAAUGCAUCGCAAGUACCUAUUCCAUUCACACUAACUCAAUCAACAUCUGUGAAUGUGUCAGGCGGACAGCAACAACAAUUUGAACUGGCCGAUCCUAACGCUAAUGGACACAUAGGCUCACCGAUGACCGGGAAGGUUGUCGAGUUGCAUCCUGCUCUCCUUCAAGCUCUAUCUAAUAGUACGGGCACGACUCACAAGGACAAAAUCAAGGUUCGUCAAGGCCAACCCUUGCUUCUGUUGAGCGUUAUGAAGAUGGAGAAUGCCAUCGUUGCUCCUUGGGAUGGAUACGUACAACGUGUGGGGAAGGGUAUUAAGCUCGGCGUGGUUUUAGGCGAGGGCAUGCUCGUUUGUGUGCUUGAACGAGGAUCGAAUUUGCCAACUGAUUCCGGAAGCGAUAACAAUAAUGGGAGGGCACGAUUAUGA
This is a messenger RNA of Psilocybe cubensis, 2166 nucleotides long. RefSeq lists its product as uncharacterized. NCBI's taxonomy places the organism in Eukaryota, Fungi, Basidiomycota, Agaricomycetes, Agaricales, Agrocybaceae. The transcript has 7 exons. The record is from RefSeq and is a predicted model, not a curated record. Gene Ontology annotation, molecular function: metal ion binding; ATP binding. Bases 1 to 2166 code for a protein of 721 amino acids.